This is a messenger RNA of Bolinopsis microptera, 405 nucleotides long. Its product is annotated as N66 matrix protein-like. The transcript has 2 exons. NCBI's taxonomy places the organism in Eukaryota, Metazoa, Ctenophora, Tentaculata, Lobata, Bolinopsidae. The record is from RefSeq and is a predicted model, not a curated record. The coding region runs from base 1 to 405 and encodes 134 amino acids.
AUGGCGAGCUGGAGUCCAGUCUUACAGGUUCUAAUCCGAUGUAUCAGAGCUACUUCAGCUAUAAAGCUAGGAGUUGAGCCAGAAGUCGAUGGUAACGAUGAUGGUAACGAUGAUGGUAACGAUGAUGGUAACGAUGAUGGUAACGAUGAUGGUAACGAUGGUAACGAUGGUAACGAUGCUGGUAACGAUGGUAACGAUGGUAACGAUGGUAACGAUGGUGGUAACGAUGGUAACGAUGACAACGAUGAUGGUAACGAUGGUAACGAUGGUAACGAUGGUAACGAUGAUGGUAAUGAUGGUAACGAUGGUAACGAUGGUAACAAUGGUAACGAUGAUGGUAAUGAUGGUAACGAUGAUGGUAACGAUGGUGGUAACGAUGGUAACGAUGGUAACGAUAAUGCCUAA